CUCCUCGAAGUAUAUUGAAACUAGCUCUCUCCAGCCCAUGGACUAGUUAACACACAUUGUGUUAGUGAACCACGUAAAUCAUGUGUCGUGUGUGUACUUCGUUUUACCGCUUUAUCGAAUCCUCAUAUUUUCCGAUCCGCAGAGCAACCAUUCACACAACCUUUACCUUAUAGUUAGAGGGUUAUUUGGUUUGUAUUCUGAGUUUGGUUUGGGUUUAGUCUAUGCUCUAAUGAACUUAUCCAUGUCAAUUGUCAUAAACAGAGGUCCAUUUGAACUUUUGUGAUAUUAAUUUGGAUGUGGGCACAAAUUUAUCUGUCCACUUUCGAUGAAAUAAUGGAUGGAGAUGAACAAAAUAUCUGUCUUCUAAAUUAGUACAUGUAAAGUUAAUAAUGUCUAAUCUAAAUUACAUUUUAUUAGUAACCUCUAACUUAAGUGACCAUCUAUAUAUGUACCAGUACAAAUCUACAUUUAUACUAAAAGUACAAAAUGAAGAUUCCACCAAGACUCGAACUCUAACAUUUUGAGUUAUCUUUUUAUGUAUAGUGUUGCAUAUACCUGGAUGUUGGGUGGGCACGCUUCGGGCUCGUUAAUCUCGUGUCGUGCUUAGCAUAUCCCGUAAGUUUUCGUGUCAUGUUGUGUUAGCUCAAUUUUCAAAUUCUUUUAAGUCUUGCACUAGUUAGCGUACGAUUGUAAUCGUGUCGUGCCUACUGGUGCUCGUGUCAUGCCGAUCUUAUUCGUGAUUAAUGAAAAGAAACCAAUUAAUUGAGGGAAUGAAAAAGAAGGGAAAAAAAAUUGGAAGGAGAAUGAAAGUAUUAAUUGAUUGUGUUUAUACUUAUUAGGGUCGAAGAAAAAUCAUCGUUCGUUAUAGUCCACUUAUAAAUUGUGUUGUGUAUAACCGUCUAUACUCAUAUCGUACUGAUCAAUACAUCUCGUACCCGUACUCAUAUCGCGUUCUAACAGUAUGGUAUUGUGUUAAACCGUGGACCCGACCCGGUUUCACCCCUCUCUCUCACUCUAAUGAUUAUGACCAGAAGUCCGCCACAAUUUACUGGUACCUGCACUGCCCUCUAGGUACCUCCGAUGAUCAGCGUGAUGUGAUGUACCACUCUCCCACAGUCAAAACCGUAAAUGAUGAAAACUAAAGUGGGUCGAAGAAAUGUUGCAGAGACAAACCGCACUGCCAAAAUUUUGAAAACCACAAAAAAUCCCCCCUCUGCCCACAACCACAACAGUAGUUAAUUUGAGAGUUUGCUUUGUUGACCGGUCAACGUUUGCUCCCGUCCGCCACGUAGCUUUACUCUUUCCUUUCCUCCCUUGUCUUCUACCUUUUUCACUUCUCUAGGCAUGCGGCCGCCCAACUUAACGGCCAAAAACUACCAACAAACAGACAAACACCACCAACAUUAUAAUUAUUAAUUACCCCAAAAGAUGUGAAAGGUAAAGGCUUCCCUUCCCUUCCCCCCGUAAUUCCAGCAAUCAGCCAAUCACCUCCAAAAAAACUAACCACAACCGGCGCAGUGAUUGCAGCAUGCUCUGCCUCUCUCUCUCUGCCUCACUCACCCUACAUUUUCAAUUUAUUAGACCCCACCAAACCCAGAAAUGUUCGCCUUGUUUGUUUCCACUUCCACACCCAAAAACCCUUCCUCUAACUUGUAGCUGUAGGCUUUGUGUCCUCCUCUGCUUCUUCUAUAUAUACCACACCCAAUUCCUCACUUCCCAUUCAUUCCCCUCCACCACACAACCCAAACCCACAAACAACAAUGGCAUUACCCUCCACCUUCAUUCUCCUCUCUCUCCUUCUCCUCCUCCUCCCUGCCCUCAUUUCCUCCUCCCCUGUCCACGACCCCGAUCUCGUCGUACAAGAAGUACACCGGGCAAUUAAUGCGUCGAGGAGGAUGCUAGGGUACCUGUCCUGCGGAACAGGGAACCCAAUCGACGACUGCUGGCGUUGCGACCCAAACUGGGAGAAGAACCGGCAGCGUCUCGCCGACUGCGCCAUCGGGUUCGGCAAAAACGCCAUCGGCGGCAGGGACGGCAAGAUCUACGUGGUCACCGACCCGAGAGACAACGACGCCGUGAACCCGAAACCGGGGACCCUCCGCCACGCCGUGAUCCAAGACGAGCCGCUGUGGAUCAUCUUCCAGCGCGACAUGACCAUCCGGCUGAAGGAGGAGCUGAUCAUGAACUCGUUCAAGACCAUCGACGGCCGCGGGGCGAGCGUCCACGUGGCGGGCGGGCCGUGCAUCACGGUCCAGUACGUCACCAACAUCAUCAUCCACGGGAUCAACAUCCACGACUGCAAGCAAGGCGGGAACACCAACGUGCGGGACUCCCCGCGGCACUACGGGUGGAGGACGGUGUCGGACGGCGACGGCGUGUCGAUCUUCGGCGGGAGCCACGUGUGGGUGGACCAUUGCUCCCUGUCCAACUGCAACGACGGGCUGAUUGACGCCAUCCACGGCUCCACGGCGAUCACCAUUUCCAAUAAUUACAUGACCCACCACGACAAGGUCAUGUUGUUGGGCCACAGCGAUAGCUAUACUCAGGACAAGAACAUGCAGGUCACAAUUGCGUUCAAUCACUUUGGCGAAGGUCUCGUUCAGAGAAUGCCCAGGUGUAGGCACGGGUACUUCCACGUGGUGAACAAUGACUACACACAUUGGGAAAUGUACGCCAUUGGAGGGAGUGCUAAUCCGACCAUCAACAGCCAAGGCAACCGAUUCGUUGCUCCUAAUAAUAGGUUCAGCAAAGAGGUGACGAAAUACGAGGAUGCGCCGGAGAGCGAGUGGAAGAAUUGGCAUUGGAGAUCGGAAGGGGAUUUGAUGUUGAACGGGGCGUUCUUUACGACGUCGGGGGCAGGGGCGUCGUCGAGCUAUUCCAGGGCGUCGAGCUUAGGAGCGAAGCCAUCGUCACUUGUGGGUUCGAUCACAGUGGGAGCUGGUGCGCUCACUUGCAGAAAAGGCUCGCGUUGCUAGCCGAUGGUCAAGAACUCGAAGAUGGAUGGAUGGAUGGAUGAUACAUAUACAUAAAUUAAUUGAGCCUCCAAAGUUGGGGGACCUUAUUUACUAGUUAGAAAAAAUGUGGGGGGUAAAGGAAGGACCGGAAGGAAGGGCUAAUUAAGAAGGAGUGGAGAAAAAAAGGGGUAUGGAACAGUAAUUUUACAGCUGGGGGGUUGGAGAGGGGAUUAAUGAUGAAUGUGGUGGUGGGAAUUGAAGGGGAUGAAAAGUCUUACCCUCUUCACAGUAUUGUCGUUUGGUUUGUUCUUUUUUUGGUUUAUUUUUAUUUUUGGGCCGACUCGUUAAGCAGUUUGAUGUAACAACCUCGGCUUGUUAAUCUUAGGAUCCAUCCGAUCAAAAGGAUUCUGUUGCGAGGAAUCAGAAAUUGGAUAGAUUUCUAGGAAGAUUGUUGGAAAAAAGAACAAGUUUAGAAGUGUUGAUAUAUGUGUAAAGUAUAUGUUUAUAAGUUAAAUGUAGUGUUUUCUGAUCCUCCAUCUGCAAUCUUACUUAUUGUUUGCCCUUUAGCUAAGAAUGCCUUGAUAGAUAUUAGAUAGUAAUAUUUACUUCCAUGCAUAACAAUGUCAACUAUUUCCACAAGUUCAUACAAAGUUUGAAACCUACUCAUCAUGGCACCAUACAUGACGAGUGCUAAGUCACGGAUACAAAACAAAAUUCAACGACUUCAAUAAUAUUACGAAACUUUAUGAUCAAUAAUUUAACUUAGUGUUGUUAUACUUGUAUUUCGUUAACUUCCAUUCCCUGUUGGGAAUUCAGCACCGAUGCUUACACUCUUGGUGUAGGCAAAAAUUGGACACUUAAGUCUUAUCGUUAUAACUAGAGGUGGCAAUUGGAUCGGAUUCGUGGAUUCGUGGAUUGGAUUGGUGGAUCCGUGGAUCAAAUGGAUUGGAUCCAAUGGAUUGGUGGAUUCAUGGAUUGGAUCAAAUGGAUUGGUGGAUUGAUCCAUGAAUCCAAAUGACAUCUAAGGCUUGGACCAAAAUAUAAAUUUUGAAAAUUUUAGGUACUAAAAUAUCAUAAUAAAAAAUUUUAGGUAUCAAAAUGUAAUUUUCCAAUGAUAUUUUUCGUAUAAAAAUAUUAAUUUUAGGUACCAAAAUGUAAACUAUAAAAAAUAUAGGUACCAAAACGUAAUUUGUCAUUUGGAUCCAUGGAUUGAUCUAUGAAUCCACCAAUCCAAUUGGAUUUAGAUCAAAUGGAUUGGAUUUAAAUAGAUUUAAUUAGAUGGAUAAUUUGGUGGAUGGAUUGGAUAGGAUUCAUGGAUUUGGAUCCUAAUUGCCACCUCUUGUUAUAACGGAGAUCUAAUUUGCAGGACCCACGAGAGGAUUAUGGAAUCAAUUGGGGCUGGGGACAGAUAAAGAGACCUAAUAGAAAAAGAGCAAAGGCACAUGCAAUGCAAGGCAAUGGAAGUUGUUUUCAUGAAUGGUCUCCUAUUGAGUGGACUAAAAAAAAAAAAAAAAAAAAAAAUUGGCCUGUUUCCAACUUCCUCUUUAGAUUACAUCUUUGACAAAGUUGCACCAUUGUCCCCAACGAUUUCACGGUCCAUUUUCCCCUCCACUUAGCCUAAUUAUUGCACAUGCAUCGUACAAAGAAAACUUGAACUGGAUUCAUUAUGGAAAAGUGGGGUUUAAGGCAUCCAAUUUUGAAUUUUAUAUAUUUUUAUUCAUAUUUUAACUCGGAUAUAUUAGUAAAUUUUGUUUUAUCUACACUUUUAGUCUUUUACCUUUUUUUUCUUCGUUAUACAUUUAUUUUGGAAUUGAUUUUUUAUUACAAUAGCUCUCUUAUCCGGUGGUGAAUAAGAAUGACCGUAAUGC
Molecule: messenger RNA, 4822 nt
Organism: Linum trigynum
Lineage: Eukaryota; Viridiplantae; Streptophyta; Magnoliopsida; Malpighiales; Linaceae
Source: the annotation of a GenBank genome assembly